Plutella xylostella (diamondback moth) is the source of this 1552-nucleotide messenger RNA. Its product is annotated as odorant receptor Or2-like. Gene Ontology annotation, cellular component: plasma membrane. Gene Ontology annotation, biological process: detection of chemical stimulus involved in sensory perception of smell; sensory perception of smell. The record is from RefSeq and is a predicted model, not a curated record. Lineage: Eukaryota; Metazoa; Arthropoda; Insecta; Lepidoptera; Plutellidae. Gene Ontology annotation, molecular function: odorant binding; olfactory receptor activity.
CGAAACCGGUCGCUUGUAACUUUGUUAAAAUGCCUCGGUAUCCUCGAAUUAUUUUGAUAGCAAAAGUCGUAAAAAACGUAAACAAUAUACUUAAUUAAGACUUUAUAAACAGUUUUUGGCGCACGCUCGAAACUUAGUGAGAUUCAAACCGUAAUACUUCUAAUAAAAAUACCUACAUAAUAAUUAUAUGCAAUGAAAUCAUUCACAGCCUGGGUCGGUGCUUAUUUUACAGAUCCCAAUUACCCUUCCAUGGGAUUAUCCAUAGUAUAUUUGAAGGUUAUUCGUCUAUGGGAGCUGAAGAAAGUCGAUUACAUCCUACCAUUUUGGCUGUGUAUCGCUUUCGUAAGCCAGAUCGCGUACAUUCUCGUUACUAAUCGCAGACUUCAUUUUAUCAUAAACAUGUUUCAAACGGGAUUUUUCCAUUUGGGGCUCGCUAAGAUAGCACUUUACUAUUAUAACUUGCCAAAGUGGAUGGAAACAUUUAACUGGCUAUCGGAAAUGGAGAUUAGGCAACAAAACGAUGAACAUUUGAAGCCCAUUGUAGACAGAUAUACUAAGUACGGCAAUAGUGUCUCGUGGGCAUAUCUCAUUUUGUCCUACUCUACAUGGGUAUUUAAUUAUGGAGAAAAUUUAUUGAUGGUCAUUAUACAAAUGGAGACAUCACACGAAAUAGAUCCGACUUACAUAACAUUUUUUUGGCUCUGGCCAACAGAACCUUUGAAGGGAAGGUGGAAUGUUUACCCGUACAUAAUACUGCAGUUUUUCUAUGCUUUUUUCACGGUAACAUAUUUGCUUGCUUUCAACGUCCUGUGUGUAUCGACAAUGAUAGCCAUGGCCGGACAGAUAGAAGUAUUAAGCGAGAUGUUUCGACGAGCGCUGGACACGGAUAGUGAAGAGGCGCAGUAUCGUAAUUUAAUUACCUGUUACAAACGAUACGCCGACAUACUUUUUAUGCAGAAAAAUCUGAACAAAAUAAUGUCAUCAAUUCUGUUUAUGUAUCUGCUGGUGGCCUCUAUAAAUUUGAGCCUCGUUUUAUUCAGUUUACAAAACCUUAAAAAGUCAUCCAAGCUGGCGUCGGAAGAGCUAGUUCUAAACUUAACAGUGGAAGUUUUCUAUUUCUAUUGGCAUGGACACCAAGUUAUGCACCAGAGCCAGUGUGUUAGCGCGGCGGUGUAUGACUCUGACUGGGUGGAUAAGAGUCCUGAAAUUCGCCGACUUGUCUACAUCAUGUCCUCCACGGUCAACAGGAAACUUGUUUAUAACGCUGGCCCUUUUAAUGAAGUUAAUGUCACGACUUUUAUCCAGAUUUUGAAAGUCGCAAUAAGCUUUUACAAAUUAAUGUGUACUACGACCGUGUCAAGAUCUUAAUUCGGUGUAAUAAGUUCCUGUCGUUGAAGGAUUUGAAUUAAGCUUCACAGAUAUUAUUCUUCGCACUCUGAGCUCAAGUGUUGAUAUUAUUAUGUAAAAUAAAAGAUAAAUGCCUGAUUCAGUUUCUACCACGCUUAAAAAUAUAGUGUACUUAUAAGCUUAAUAAAAGGUACUUCCUUCAUGU